AUCGUCACACUGGCUUCACCAAAUAAUACAGCACCGCCAGUGCUCUGGCGCGCGCGUCGCAAAAUUGGCCUACAGCUGCGAAGCAUUGAGGAGCCGAGUACGCAGUGCCAAACAACAACACAUCAUUACCAUCACACCGGUCGUAUGCCAGCGGCGGAGCAGGGGGGCACAGGRUGCGUCAGCUUUGAAAACGCCAAUGCGUUAAAUCAGCGUACCGGUGUCCCCCUGCAACUGCAAACUACACAAAAUCAAUAUCAUCAUCACCAACAGCAACAACAAAACCCGCACACCAUGCAGCAUACAACACAAAAGGGCUACGAUGCCGAACAGGCGCGCAUGGAGGCGUGGAUGGAUGAGAAUCAAGAAUUUGUACAGGAUUAUUUCAUAAGGUAA
Molecule: messenger RNA, 393 nt
Organism: Bactrocera latifrons
Lineage: Eukaryota; Metazoa; Arthropoda; Insecta; Diptera; Tephritidae
Product: dual 3',5'-cyclic-AMP and -GMP phosphodiesterase 11-like
Exons: 2
Source: RefSeq, a predicted model, not a curated record